Epinephelus lanceolatus (giant grouper) is the source of this 2697-nucleotide messenger RNA. RefSeq lists its product as uncharacterized. NCBI's taxonomy places the organism in Eukaryota, Metazoa, Chordata, Actinopteri, Perciformes, Serranidae. The record is from RefSeq and is a predicted model, not a curated record.
GAGAAUCGUCUCAGAGAAAGUGAACCUUAACAGGACAGACUGAGCUCAGAGCUGCUGUGACUGCUGACACUUCAACAGUGCCUCUCAGCACGAGUCUCUCCACUGCUCCUCCUCAGACGAUCAGAACACAUCAGCUGAAGAGAACCCACUCUCACUUCACACUCACACACCAUGGAAAUUGCUAAGGCCACUCAGUGUCUCACCACUGCAGCAGAUAUGCGAGAGACCACCAAGAUGCUGAUGCAACCUAAUGCAAACUGGGAAGAGUACCUGACUCCUGCCCCCCUCUCCAUCGCCAUCAUGGGGGAGCUCGUCUUCAUCUCCUCAUCUGAUGACUUCUCCAUCAACAAGAACCCCCCAAAAAAUGGCUACAAGUACAUACAAUACCCACACUCGUUCCGGGCCUGCCUCAUGCAAGUCUGUAACUCAGGCUGGCAUGCAUUCAAUGAGGCCCACAAGAAUAUGGAUCAGAUCCGCAUUCACACAGCCACAGUUCCUGAUUACAUGAAGGCAGUAGUCAAGGUCCUUUUCAAUGCACCUGAUGAAGUUAUUGACAAGCUCCUACCAAAUCAGCUGGAAAACAUUCGCACCAUUGCAGAUGAGUGUGUGAUACUGGCAGACAGUGUUGAAAAGAAGUACACCAAUGUCAUCAACUUAAUCCAGGAACUGUUGGAGGCCUGUGUCAAUGCUGAACACUUUUAUGGAGAAGAGCUGGAGAAGGUGAAGAUGAAGAUUAAGGAAAAUGAAAUACGGGAGAAGACCGCCAGUGAGCUUAAAGAACGGUCCAAGAAAGCAAUGGAGGCCAUGGAAAAGGAAAUAAAUGAAGCACAAGAUAGCUACAAGAAAGCAAUGGACUCUCUUCCCUCCGGAUGGGAAAUGAUUGGAAUGGAUAUGGUUGAAGGACUUUCAAAGGCAGUGACAGGACUUCUUAAUGGAGUCGUUAACCUGGUAAGUGCUCCAAUAAAAACAGCCUGCGGUUCAGCAGAAAUAGCCUCAGACACAUACCAUCACAUCAAAUCGAAAAAUGAAAACGAAGAUGUGCUCUCAGUCUGCUGUAAAUCUCCAGAGAUUCUUUCCAUUGUGGAAAGUCUUACACAAUAUUUGAAGGAAGGAAAAAUAGCUUGGCAGCACCUAUAUGAUCAGAAAGCACAAUCCACAAAGUCAGACUGGUCUAAAGAUCAAUUCAAAAGAAUCUCUGAGUCCUUGAUGAAGAUGAAAGGGAGCAAACUUCAGAAGCGUGCUCUGGAACUUUGUGAAAUGGGUAUUAAGAUCUGUGAAGAACUGGCCACAUAUAAACCUGGUGAAAAUUGGGUUGACAAGAAAGAAGCAAAGCUCGUAGAGAAACUGAACAAACUGGAUGAACAAUCCCGCAUCUUUGAUACCAAAUGCAAAAAAAAAUUGGGCUCUCCAGCUUUUGCUCCUACAUCACCAAUGAUGAGCAAAGCACAGAGCAGCACAGGAGAUCAGUCUGCCAGUCAGAGAGCAGCAGAUAACGCUCGUUUCAAAAUUGAGCAGAGCCGAGAACAACUCAAGGUAACACGGGAGGCCUAUGAGAAGAUUGCGGAGAAAAUGGAGCAGAAUCAGAAGGAGCUGACUGAGAUCUUGGUUGAAAUGCAGAGCUGUAAGCUCAAGGAGAUUGACUUUGAAACCACCAUCAAGAUGCUGGUCAAGGGUCUCGAUGCCAUGGGCAGAGUCAAAGAGCAGUGGGAGAAGAUGGUGCGCUUCUUCCAGAUGAUCUCUAACAUCGUCAAAUGCAGCCUCAGCAAGACACUGAAUUCUUUUGUCUCAACAGCUGAUGAUACAAAGAAACUCAGUUACAACAAUAAACUAUUUGUCAAAGACAUGCUGUACAACCAGGCGUUCCAAGCCUCCAACGUUGCCAGUCUGGUCCACAUGAUCUCAGGGACCUACACUGAAGUGUCCAACAAGUACCUGAUGGACAGAGUGAGCAGCCUGGGCAAGCUCAUGGCCAUGGAUAAGGAGAAGCCAGAAUUCCUUCAAGAGCGUUUGAAGCUGCAACAGUCCUGCACAGCAGCUCAGGAGGGCAUCCUUAUGCUGGUCCUCAAGAACAAGAGGGAGUUUGAGAGGAAGACAGAUGACAGGAUGGCAAAAAUAGAGAAUGGUCUGAAAGCAAUUCUGCCAGCUGCCUCACCCCAGGAGACUGAGAGAAUCAAACAAAUAGUUCAAGCUGGGUUUGGUGAAGAAGAAGAGAAUUACUACUAGAACAAAAUUUCUACCAGUUAUGAAAUUGUCACCUAAUUCUGCUCGUCACCUAUUUUUUUCAUUACUUUUAUUGAUCAAUCAUCCUUACAGAUUUUGAUUCCUUUAACAUUACUGAUGAUUUUAAUAUUCACAUUGACAAUCCUACAGACAUCUCUUCUAAAGAGUGUAGUGUAAGAACGAGCUGUAACUGCAAAGAGUGAAGUAAUAAAUCAAUAGAUAUACACUGGCAUAAGGUGAUUAUGUUUGAAAUGCCUGUUGAAGUUAAUAUACUCACUUACACAUUGUUUCGUGUAUUCAGGUAUUGUACUCACACACACAUCAUAUACUGCAUGGAAGUACAUGGAAACUAACGUGGAAAGUACCUAGAGUUCUCAGUGUUUUUGAGUUCAGUGUAUACUCAGUAAUAAUGUGUACUCAAUGUUUUUAAGUUCAAUGUGUACUCAGUGUUGAUGUGUACUCAAUGUUUUUAAAAAA